CUCUCUCUCUCUCUCUCUCUCUCUUUCACACACACACACAAACACGCCUGAAGAGAGUGCUUGUAUCUCGGGUGUGUUUUUGUCGUUUUUACCGAUGUCGCCACCAAACUUCCCAGUCAACUUUCUACAUCUUUAAGUUGGAGAAAGUUGACUCAGGUGUUCAGGAAACGUCAUCGUCGUUUUAUACCAAAACAUUGUUUUUAUUUCCGCUUGUGUUUUGUUCUUUAACUCCUCGCUGGUUUGGACUGUACAGUGUCAAGCUAUCCAGGUGCAAGGAUGGAUGAAGCGGAGAAGUACAAACAGCGUCUGGAGGCCAUUGCUGAGAAGCGGCGGCUGCAGGAGGAGCAGGAGCGAGCCAAAAGAGAGAUGGAGGAUGAAAAACUGAGACUGCAGCAGCUCAAGAGGAAGUCUCUGAGGGAUCAAUGGUUGAUGGAGGGAGCUCCUUUGUCUCCAUCCUCCCAGGAUUCCCAAAGCCCACGCUCUUUUCCAUCGGCAUCUCCGGAGGUGGGAGAGAACAGAUCAAAGAGUGAAGAGGUGUCAGGGGAAGAGGAGGAAGAAGAGACCACAGUGGGCCAAAUGGAAGCAGUGGAAAUGGAAGAGGAUGGAGUGGAAAUGUUACGAGGUGCCGUUCUGCAGAAUGGAGACGACAACAACACAAAGAGAUCAGGGAAAGUUCACGCUGACGUGAAGGCGAGCCAAACCUCAUGGCGGCGGGAUGAAGAUGGAAUUGCCAAUGGCGGCAGAGACUUGAAGGAAGGACACGUCAGUCAACAUGAUGGAGAUUUGGAGCUUUGGAACUCUCAGGCCAGCACCACAAAUGGACCAAUCGAGGAGAACGCUGAGUCGAGUCUGCUUGUUAACGUGCCAACUCUGAGCCACACGGAGCUGGAUGAAGGGGUCGUGGUCAUGAGGGCAGAACGCGUGAUCAUCACAGAUGAUGAGGAGGAAGAUGUCACACCACAAGAGGAGCAGCAGUACAAGGAAAGUCCGCAUUCAGCAGUAGAAACGGUUGAGAAGGUGAAAGUAUCUCUGGAGGCUUCCAUUGAAUCAGUUAGGAACGAGCAAACGGGAACAAAUGAGGACAACCAAAUGGAAGGUUCAGCAUCUGUGGUGGUGAUGCAAUCGACAGCCGCCCCUCUAGACGGCCCCCCAGUAGCUCCUGUGCCGGUUUACUCUGAAUCACAACCUUCAGAUGCGCCACAAGCUGAAGUAGAAAUCACAGAAACAGCUGACUCGUCUUCCUUAAAAGCCUCAGACGACAGCAUCGCUAAGGCCUCUCAGUUCCACGAAGUUCCCCUCAGCGAUACUCAGGAGAACCGCACAACGGAGGCAGAACCUGACGAGCAGGUCCCCCUCCUGGAGGAGGUCAAAGCUCCAAGCGUGCAGAGGGAAGAGUCUACCACGGCUUCCGAUAGCCAGCCGUCUGGCACAGAAACACGAGGAGAGGCGAUACAGGAGCCUAAAAAGAAAAGCUGCGAGUGCUGCAGUGUCAUGUAAAUCUUUUAUAGCAGACGCUAUAAAUUCAGUAGCAAUAACUGAUAUUAUAACCACGUUAUACUUUACGAAAAAUACCUUUUUACACUCAUUUGUAUUGAGCACAUGACGUCACUGGCUCCCGCCUCUUUUAAAAUGAAGAUGCACUUUUUUUUAAAGAUAUGACACGCUCUCCGAACCUGCACAGAUUACAAGAAUCUUUAUGUAUACCAUAUUUUUUGGACUAUAAGUCGCACAAGGCUAAAAAUGCAUCAUUAGGUGGAAAAAACAUACAUAAGUCGCAGUGGCGCAGACCUCACAGCUAGGAGACCAGGGUUCAAUUCCACCCUCGGCCAUCUCUGUGUGGAGUUUGCAUGUUCUCCCCGUGCAUGCGUGGGUUUUCUCCGGGUACUCCGGUUUCCUCCCACAUUCCAAAAACAUGCUAGGUUAAUUAGCGACUCCAAAUUGUCCAUAGGUAUGAAUGUGAGUGUGAAUGGUUGUUUGUCUAUAUGUGCCCUGUGAUUGGCUGGCCACCAGUCCAGGGUGUACCCCGCCUCUCGCCCGAAGACAGCUGGGAUAGGCUCCAGCACCCCCCGCGACCCUUGUGAGGAAAAGCGGUAGAAAAUGAAUGAAUGAAUGAAUGAAAGUCGCAUUUUUUGCGGGUAAUUUAUUUUCCAAACUACUUGACCAAAACAGACAUUACGUCAUCUUGGAAGGCAAGUUCUAACAUUAAUAAAAGAAUACAAAACAGGCUGAAUAGGUGUAAGAUAUACUAACACAAUGGUUAUUCAGCUACACAAAAAAUAAACAAGGUGUCCAGUGUUUAUGUAACAUAACAGUCACUCUGGGGUAUAAGUCGCAGGAACAGCCAACCUAUGAAAAAAAGUGUGACUUAUAGUCCGUAAAAUACUUUUUUAUAAUUUGUUAGCCGUAGUUGAAAUCCAAACUCCAUGGUUGUAGUUGUUACAUAAUUGAAGUACGGUACAGUGAUGAUAAAAUUAAUCUUAGGUCACUUUUGGGCUUUUAUUGACUGAUGAUUUAAUCCUGGGUAUUAGUGGGAUAGGCGGGUAGGACCAAAAAAAAAACUGCAGGAAUAUCCUGGUUUUAUUGAGUGGUAUGAAUAUGAUAUGAAUUAUAAUUGCAUCCUGUUAAAUGAUUUGCAGUGAAAAUCAUGAUUGAUGUGAUUUUUUUUGCACAAAAAAAAAUAUGCACGCAAUUUCUGCUAAUGUUUAGAAAUCCAAUAACAGUUGUUACUUUGGUGUCCUCUGCCGUUGGACUCGUUAAGCCAAGUAUGGAGCCAAAUUACCCCGUGAAAAAAACAUCGAAAAAAAAUUAUGUGGUGUCCUGAUCAUCAUGAUUGUUAUCACAAUAUAUUUCGGUAAGUGCAAGGUUUUAUUUACUACUGUUUUUCAUAAACUUAACAUUGUACAGUUACUUUUUUAUUUGUCUUUGCGGCGAUUGAACACUACAUAAAAAUUGAUUUGAGUUAAUCUCAACUUCAAAUGUUGACCCCCUUGUUAGAUUUUUCGGCUGCAGGUUCAGAGAACGUGUCACAAUUGUUAUUAUCAUGCUAAUUAAAAGUGCUCAUGGCAUUGAAUCCAUCGCAAUUGGACCGUUGAUGUCGAGACCAAUGCUAGUCUGACUAGAUAGAACAGUUCUAGUCUAGUGAGUUGUCAAGAUCUAAAGUAUUUAUCCUCGAAAAAAGAAGGCGUGUCCAGGCAAGAUUGGUGUCAAACGACCAUUGUUAAGAUACAAUGGAGUGGGGACUCUGUUGUUAGGGUGGAUCGGUGAUCGUGGACCCACCUGAAGCCAAGGUGGCUAGGACUACUAUUACUAAUGCUACUUUAGCUUUUAAUACCUUUAUUGUUGUAGGGUUCCAUUCAAGACACUAUGCUAAAAUACCAUUUAUGAUGUUACCCAAAGUUUGGACACACAUUCCCAUGCUGGGCAUCCAAACGUUUGACUCAUAGUGUAUACUGUAGAAUAUUUAGGAGCCAAAACAGUGUAGUAGUUACAUUUUUGUUAACAUUUGUAUUGUUUUUAAUUUUCCCAUUUUUUUUUGCAGGGUAUUUACCCCUCUAAUUUCUCAAAGCAUUUUUCCAGGACAUGUCAUAAAACCUACAUUUUUAUUCAUUUUCUACACCCUUGGUCGUCAUUAGGGUGACAGGGGUAUGCUGGACUCUAACCCAGGGUACACCCUGGACUGGUCACCAGCCAAUCGCAGGGCACAUUUCAGAUGCAGUGACAUGAGAGACAUAUUUUAUCAUCAGUGAAUUGAUACAUAUACAUAUAAUUCAUUUGAAUGUAAAUACAGUAUUCUUGCUUAAAAUGAUGCAGAGCAGUUCAGAGAGGAUAUUUUUCUAAUUAAAUGACUUAAAAGAUGAAUUAUUUAAUACAUUAAAUAUGUGGGGUGACUUUUACACCUGUUCAUUCAUACGAAAACCAAAGUUUUUAAUUUAACCAUAUUGAAGAACGUUUUGUAUAUACAUAUUUAUACUGGAUACAGAAAAUGGGUUUGUGCUUGUAGGAGUUUUUGCAAUGGCUGGUGUAAUGAUUAAAGUGGUGUUAUAUAUUGUUUGCUGGUUUUUCUUCCCCCCCACCCCCACCCCCACUUGUGGACUUUUAACCAAUAUUGACAUCACCACAUGUUCCCAAUUUCCCAAUCCAGUUCAGUAUUCGGUAUGACCAUCAUGAUCUAGGUCUACAGAUUUAUACAUGCUAAGCUUAACCAACAGGUGGCGCUAAACGACUUUUUCCUCAGUGAGUCAGAGCUUUUCUUCCUGCCACUCACGCACACCAGUCAACAAAAAAGUUGUGAAAGGCAAAGGCAAGUUCGACAACCGUAGAGGAGUUAUGAUGAUAAUGGUAAUCAAUGCCACUAAGAAAUAUAAUAUUUCUUCAAAAAGAAGAGAUGUCUGAUGUUUGGGGUUGUCUUGUCUUUUUAUAAAUAUGUUUACCAACAUUGAAAUAUUAUUUAUGAAAUUAUUUUUGUCUUUUUGGUUGUCUUUUUGAUUUAAGAGAUUAAUUUUGGGUUAUUUUGUUAAGAUAUUGUUUUCUAAUAACGUGCCUUGAAAAACACUAACAUCAAUUCUAACUAACAUCAAUUCAAUGUCGUUUUAUAUUUAGGUUAAUAUGUUGACUCAAAUUAUUUUGGUCUUUUUCGGUUGUCUUUUUGAUUUAAGAGAAUCAUUUUGGGUUAUUUUCUUAAGAUACUGUUUUCUAAUAACGCGCCUUGAAAAACACUAACAUCAAUUCAACGUCGUUUUAUAUUUGGGUUAAUAUGUUCACUCAAAUUUGAACAUGAUUACAACAUUUUUUUUCCUCUUUUUGUCAAAAUUGUUUUUUUGUAAGUUUGAAAGCCUCUCGCAUUCCCCUGACAGAUCAAAUGGGGGGGCAAAAAAAAAAGAGGGGUCGUUUUAUAUUUGGGUCAGCAUGUUUAUUUAUUUAUAUUAAAACAUGUUUAAUAGAUUUUUUUUUUGUGUGUUUAAAAAAAAAAAAAAGGAGGGCUGAUAUUAUAUGUAGGGUCGUCUUAUAUCCAUCAAUUUUCUAUACCACUUAUACUCAUUAGAGUUGCGUUUUUUGUGUGUUUUAACAUGUUUUUCUAACAAUGGGCCUAAAAUGUUUUUUAAAAAUUUGGAAAAUGAGCCUUGAAAAAUAAGGGUCGUCUUAUAUUCACGGUUGUUUUGUAUUCGAGUCAAUACAUUUACUUCACUGAUACUGAAAGUAUUUUUUUCUGAAAAGCUAGUCUUGAAAAAGAAGUCAUCUUAUAUUGUAAAUCAAUCUGGUAAAUUUUCUCCACCAGAAAAAAUGUACUCUUUACAAGAAAAAUUGAUUUUUGUCUUUUGUUUGUUGUUCCGUGUUUGCUAUCUGUGAAUGAUUCAACGACAGUGGUGGGUUGUCUGGUCUGUGGUGUCUGCACUGUGAAACUUUGCCCCCCCCCCCCCCCCCCUUCCCCCCCACUCUAUAAAAGUAGCAGUACCUGCAAGCAUCACCAGUGUGACAAAAACCAGCUCAGAAUGAUUUUGGUUGCGUGCGCCAUCACGGUCCUCAGCCUUAUCUCAGAGGUCACGUGUGUUCCUCAGACAUGUGAAGACCUGAUCAAGCCGCUGGUUGGAACGAAUGUUGGCAAUGUGGAGGGAACGUGGGCGUUGGUCGCCGGCAGUUUGAACAGAUCGGUGGAUGAAAGCGUCUUCAAGCAGAGAGACAGCAUCACUUUCCACGGGUUCAACCACACCUACGUCCAAGCCAACCGUUUCGGAGACGAGUGCAGGUCCUACCCCCUCAACGCCACCGCGGAAGGCCACGUCUUGACGCUGAAGGGGAAGCACUAUGUCUUCACCGCCACCUUCCUUUUGACCUCCUGUUCGGACUGUGUCUUGUUUCGCUUUGACGUGGACGCGCUGACCCACACGACCACUGACCUCUACCUGCUGAGCAAGAGGCGAAAGCUGGAUCCCGCGGAGGAGGAGGAGUUUACAUCUCAAGUCAAGUGCCUGAAGUUGCGGCAGCCGGUCUGGAUGGAUCCCGACAAGGAGCUUUGUCUUUUAUAGUGACCAAAUAAAACUCCUGAUGCAUACUCA
Molecule: messenger RNA, 6053 nt
Organism: Doryrhamphus excisus (bluestripe pipefish)
Lineage: Eukaryota; Metazoa; Chordata; Actinopteri; Syngnathiformes; Syngnathidae
Gene: palm3
Product: paralemmin 3
Biological process (GO): regulation of cell shape
Cellular component (GO): membrane; cytoplasm
Source: RefSeq, a predicted model, not a curated record